Messenger RNA from Drosophila arizonae, 2127 nucleotides. RefSeq names its product sec1 family domain containing Slh (gene Slh). Lineage: Eukaryota; Metazoa; Arthropoda; Insecta; Diptera; Drosophilidae. Gene Ontology annotation, biological process: vesicle-mediated transport. The record is from RefSeq and is a predicted model, not a curated record.
CCAAAAACGCGUUUUAAACGCUUGUGACGUGUUGUAUUUUGUAAAUUAUGUUAUUUAAACAUAAUUUACUUAAUUAAAUUAUAUUUUAUACGUGGGCAUUUAUCUUUCUAAACACAAAUAACAUGCUGACCCUGCGAGAGCGGCAAAUAAAUGCAAUUAAGCAAAUGCUUAAUUUAAAUUCGCAGCAGCCGAAAGUCUUGGCCGCGGAGCCCGUGUGGAAGAUACUCAUCUACGAUCGAGUGGGCCAGGACAUAAUAUCGCCAAUUAUAUCUAUAAAGGAGCUGCGAGAACUGGGCGUGACUUUGCAUGUGCAACUUCACUCGGAUCGCGACUCUAUACCGGAUGUGCCUGCCGUGUACUUCUGCCUGCCCACGGACGAGAAUCUGGACCGGAUUCAGCAGGACUUUUCCAAUGGCCUCUACGACAUCUAUCACCUGAAUUUCCUGGCGCCCAUCACACGCAGUAAAAUCGAGAACCUAGCUGCAGCCGCAUUGCACGCCGGCUGCGUGGCCAACAUCCAUCGGGUCUACGAUCAGUACGUGAACUUCAUCAGCCUGGAGGACGACUUCUUCAUACUGAAGCAUCAGCAGAGCGACCAGCUCUCCUACUAUGCCAUCAAUCGAGCCAACACGCGCGACGAGGAGAUGGAGGCGCUGAUGGACUCAAUUGUGGACUCGCUCUUUGCGCUGUUUGUCACGCUGGGCAACGUGCCGAUCAUCCGGUGUCCGAGGAACAGCGCCGCCGAGAUGGUCGCUCGUAAGUUGGAGAAGAAGCUGCGCGAGAAUCUCUGGGAUGCGCGUGCCAAUCUGUUUCACAUGGAUGCCACCCAAGCCGGCGGCGGAGUGUUCAGCUUUCAGCGUCCCGUGCUGCUGCUGCUCGACAGGAAUAUGGAUCUGGCCACGCCUCUGCAUCACACUUGGUCAUACCAGGCACUGGUGCACGAUGUGCUUGAUCUUGGCUUGAAUUUAGUUUAUGUGGAGGACGAUUCGGCCGCCAGUGCGGGAGCUCGCAAGAAGCCCAAGGCCUGCGAUCUGGAUCGCAACGAUCGCUUCUGGGUCACGCACAAGGGCAGCCCGUUCCCCACUGUGGCCGAGGCCAUACAGGAGGAACUGGAGUCCUAUCGCAACUCCGAGGAGGAGAUCAAACGACUCAAGACCUCAAUGGGCAUCGAGGGCGAAUCGGAGAUUGCCUUCUCGCUGGUCAAUGACACAACUGCGCUGCUGACGAGCGCCGUCAAUUCGCUGCCGCAGCUGAUGGAGAAGAAGCGUCUGAUCGACAUGCACACGAAGAUCGCCACAGCAAUUCUGAACUGCAUCAAAGCGCGCCGCCUGGAUUCCUAUUUCGAGAUCGAGGAGAAGAUCAUGUCGAAGCAGACGCUCGACAAGCCGCUGCUCGAGCUGUUGCGAGACAGCGAGUUUGGCCAGCCGGAGGACAAGUUGCGGCUGUACAUUAUCUACUAUAUAUGCGCACAGCAGCUGCCCGAGUCGGAGGCGGAACGCCUGCGCGAAGCACUCCAAGCCGCUGGCUGUGACCUGACUGCCUUGGCGUACGUGCAGCGCUGGAAGUCCAUAAUGAAUCGGUCGCCGAGCAUUAGCCAGGCGACGCAGUACGAGGGCGGCGGCACGCGCACCGUUUCCAUGUUCACCAAGCUCGUCUCGCAGGGCAGCUCCUUUGUCAUGGAGGGCGUCAAGAACCUGGUGGUCAAGCGGCAUAACUUACCUGUUACCAAGAUCACGGAGCAAGUGAUGGAAUGUCGCAGCAAUGCAGAGACCGACGACUACCUCUACUUGGAUCCCAAGCUGCUGAAGGGCGGCGAUGUGCUGCCCAAGAAUCGCGCACCAUUCCAGGACGCAGUCGUCUUCAUGGUUGGCGGCGGCAAUUACAUCGAGUAUCAGAAUCUGGUCGACUUCAUCAAGCAGAAGCAAACGUCCAAUGUGCACAGGCGCAUCAUCUACGGCGCUUCCACGCUGACCAAUGCGCGGCAGUUCCUCAAGGAGCUCUCGGCGCUGGGCAAUGAGAUACAGGCGCCGGGAACGAGUUAGGAGCGACUGCUUAGCUUUCACUGCUGCUGAGAGGAGGACUUGGACUUGGCUGUCGGUGUGUGGCUUCUUAUAUAAAUAUAUAUAU